AGCCAUCAACAUGUUGGGCAGAAAGUCCAGCAUCCUCUAGCAACGAUGUAGAUGGUGGUGAAAACAUGAUGAUGAUGAUGAUGCAGGGCAUUGCAAGGAGGAGGAGCAGUGAUUGACGCUCUCCUCCGUUUGCCACAUCCUGCACUCAAUGACCGUCCUGAGAGGACGGCUAGAGGACUAUGUCAUCAACCACACCCCCAUCGGCCCAACCCCCUAAAAAGGGAAGGAAGUCGGAGAAAUCAGAGGUGAUGGCUGAUUCACCACAGUCCACCAACGAAGAACUCAGGAACAAACUCAUGGACGUUCAGAUCGAGCUGCAGCAGGAGCGAGGCAAGGUCUGUAAGCUCCGUGAGCGUCUGCAGGAACAGCGACAAGCUCGGGAGCUUGAGCAGCACAAGCAUGCCGUGGCGCUCACUGACCUGCGCGCCAAACUCCAUGAAGAAAAACUACGUGAUAUAGCUGCUGCCCGUGAGGCCCUGGCGCGGCAGCACGAAACCGAGUUGGCUCGGGUGAUAAAGAUCCGGGAUACAGAGGUGCAGAGGCUCCAGGGUCUUGUAAACGCACUGAGGGAUGGAGCAGCUGACAAGCUCAAAAAUGCUCUUCUCGCAGAGGCUCGAGAGGAGGCCAGGAGAGCUUUUGAUGGGGAGAGACUAAAGCUACAGCAGGAGAUUCAGGAGCAGAAACUGGCCAGGAAACAAGCUGAGGAAGCGUUAGCAACUGCUCUUCAAGCUGAUAAAGCCAAAGCUGUUGAUCUCCGCACAGCUUAUCAACAGCACCAAGAUGAGGUGCAUCGCAUUAAGCGAGACUGUGAGAAAGACAUCCGUCGACUGAUGGAUGAGUUGAAGGCAAAGGACCGGGUGGUGUGUGCUCUGGAGAGAGAGCUGGGGUUGCAGGCUGGCUACACCCAGAAGCUUCAGCUUCAAAAAGAAGCCCUGGAUGAACAGCUGGGUCAGGUACGAGAGGCUGAAAGAUACAACCACGGCAGCCCCAAGCGAGAGGUGGUCCCUGGGCUAGGAGAAAAUCCAGACCUGCUUAAUAACCAGGAGGUGGAAGAACGUGACCUGAGGAGGUUCCAGCUGAAAAUUGCAGAGCUUCACUCCGUCAUUAGGAAACUGGAGGACAGAAAUGCACUGCUGGCGGACGAGAGGAACGAACUACUGAAGCGGGUGCGAGAGGCAGAGAGCCAGAUGAAGCCCCUGUUUGAGAAGAAUAAGCGCCUGUCCAAGAAGAAUGAUGACCUCCUGCAGACACUGCAGCGUAUGGAGGAGAAACUCAAGAAUCUGAGUCGCGAGAAUGCAGAAAUGAAGGAAAAGGCUUCCUCCUCUAGGCCCCCGUCACAGCAACAAUCCACUCAGCCUCAGUUAAAGCGAACAAGCUCCCUGACUGACCUUAGUCACGCCCACGAGGAACAGGAAAUGCAGUUCCUCAAGCUGCAGGUUGCUGAGCAACGAGGCAUCAUUGACGAGCUCACGCAGGAACGUGACAAAUUUGUGAUGAACAAGAAGAGCAGGAAAAAAUCAUCCAAGCUGACAAAAAGGCAUGUUGUGGAGACAUAUUUUGGAUUUGAUGAGGAGUCGAUAGACUCAGAAACCUCGUCUCUGACCUCGUAUAACACUGACCUUACCGACCGCACUCCUGCCACUCCUGAGGAGGAUUUGGAAGAGACGAUUUCCCGUGAAGAGUCGGAGCUUCGUUUUCGUCAGCUCACCAGAGAGUAUCAGGCUCUUCAGCGGGCAUACGCACUUUUGCAGGAGCAGAAUGGGGGCUCCCUGGAUGCUGAGAGGGAGGCCAGGAAUCGUGAGCAGCUACAGAUGGAGCUCGGCAGCUGCCAGGCAAAGAUUGUCGACCUGGAGAAAGCCCUGGCAGAGAGGGGACAGGAUUCAAAGUGGGUGGAGGAGAAGCAAUACUUGAUCAGGACCAACAAGGAGCUGCACGAGAAGAUCUGUGCGCUGCAGCAGGCAGAGUCACGGCUGCAGGCUGAGGUUCAGGACGCCCGGGACCAAAAUGAGCUGCUUGAAUUCAGAGUGCUAGAACUGGAAGAAAGAGAACGGAAAUCUCCUGCUUUUAAUUUCCACAUGUCUGCAUUUCCUGAGAACAGUAGCAGUGCCCUGCAGAUUUACUGCCACCAGGAGGGAGUAAAGGAUGUAAUCAUCCCUGAGUUGAUGAAGAAGCUGGAUAUUCUUGGUGAUAAUGGGAAUCUCAGAAAUGAGGAGCAGGUUGCAGUGAUCCAGGCUGGGACAGUGAUCUCACUCUGUGAAAAGUGGUUGAAGCAAAUAGACAACACAGAGGUGGCCCUCACACAGAAGAUGAUCGACCUGGAAAAUGACAAGGAGUUGUUCAGUAAACAGAAGGGAUUCCUUGAGGAGGAGUUGGAUUACAGGAAGCAGGCCUUGGAUCAGGCUUACAUGAGGAUCGAGGAGCUGGAGGCCACGCUGUAUAGCGCUCUGCAGCAGGAGCAACCAGCAUGCCGUGCGGUGGCCAAGUCGCUGACAGACAGGCAGAGGGAGGAGCUGAGGCUAGCCGUGGACAAGCUGCGGCGUCAGAUUCUCCGGCAGAGCCGGCAGUAUGACAGUCAGAUCUUACAGGAGCGCAUGGAGCUCCUACAGCAGGCGCAGCAGCGGAUUAGAGAGCUGGAGGACAGGAUCGACUUGCAAAAGAGACAAAUUAAGGAUAUAGAGGAAAAGCAUUUAUUCUUUGGCCUUAAAGAAAUUAUCAUGAUCAUCGACUCUUAUCAGCUACCUGAGGAACAGAUAAAGAGGUCCAAGAGGAUCAUCCUGCUGCUAAAAGUUCAUCAGCUCGCCUCUUCCUCCCAGCUCCCCAGCAUGCAACAUUCCCAGAGGCUGGACCAGAGACUCCACAUGCUCCGAGAGGAGGUCAGAAACAUGACUCAGGAAAAGGAACUAACAGAGCGACUAUGGAGAGAGCGGCUGCAGCGCUGCCAGAGGCAUCUGAAGGCCAAAGAAGAGGAAAUGAGUCGUCAAACUCAGUAUUUUGAAAACUUUAAAUCCCAACUUCAACAGAAGCUCAGCUUGGCACGAGACAGAGAGCUGAGUCUGCAGAAUCGUAUCUACACUUUAGAAAAGCAGCUGCUUGACAUGACUGUCAGUGCUGCCACGGGAUUGGCAACAAUCAGAGCUGUCAGAAUUACUGCAGAGACUGUGAGACACAUGGAUGAACAAGACAGGCUACCUUCCCUGAGAGGAGAGGGUGAAGGAGAAGAGCAAAAAAAUGAGGAGAGGAGGAAGCAAUGGCAGCCAGAUGUGAGAGAAGAAAUUAAGAUGGAGACAGAUGUAGAUGGAGGAGGAAACAAUGACACAAAACAGGCUUCGAAUGAGGCCAGGCUGCAAAGCUUCAUUCUUAGCCUGCAGGAGGACCUCAAGGUUCUACUGGAGAGAGAGGAGGAUGGGAUGACUGAGCGAAGGAGUCUCCAGGAGCAGCUCCAGAAAGCCCAGGAGAGCAGUCACUUCCUGGGAGGCAAAGUGAAAGAAAUGAAAGCAGAGGGGCAUCAGUUGAGACAGUCUGAGAGCUCCUUGAUGAAGGAGGUGGAGCAGCUGAAAGAGGAAAACCACAGACUCCAGCAGAUGCUCACGGACGUAACCAACACAACACCUGCUAAGUCAUUCACAAAACCUGAGGCCAUGACUUCUGAGGGCAGCUGCAGUCCAGCUGUGCCCGUAAACACGCUUUCACAUGUCACUGCCAUGGGCCUGUCCUCCUCAGGAAGCUCAGGAGAGGUUCCGCCUAUUGCAGAGGAAAGACGAGUGCAAAAUCAUUUGUUUGCAACUCCACAUGUUGUCCAGCAGGCGGCAGCAGAGCACAUACAAAACAACUCAGAGGAUGGAUUCUCAUCACCCAAAUCCAAAACCCCAACUAGACAUGAUCCUGUCAACCUCUUUCGCCACUUUGACUCUAAAUCCAACACCAAAUUCCAGCCACUCUCCAUCACUGCAGAACUCCUGAAUGAGUUUAAGACAGGACACAUAGAGGAAAGUCCCAGUGAGGAAUCUGAUGCCCUGAGAGAAGCGUUCCAGAGCUUAGGGUUCGGGGAAGCUCUUCAUGAGAAAUAUGAGCACCUGGAAGUUGCCCUGCAGCAAAUGCAGGCACAACUGGAGGUUAUGACUCAGGAGAAUGCUCAGCUAAAAUUACAGCUCACAAAGGAUGCAGAGGAACAACAGAAUGCAACAGUGCAGAGGUCACCAAGAGAAAAGAUAAUCACACCAUCCAUCUUGGAUGUAGUUGAUCAUCUCCCAUCAUUUCCUGCCAAAGAUGACACGAUUCUUGCUCAGGAUGACCUUGUUCAAGCUCUGAAUCAGGAAAACCGAGCCUUGGCAGAAAGGAUCCAGGAGCUGAUGGCUCACAUUCAACUCAGGGAGGAGGAGAUCAAAAAAGAGCAAAAACAGCUGAGGGAGCAUAUCUUCAGGCUGGAGGAGGAUGGUGACAGGCUGGAGCAGGAGAACCAAGAACAUGCUAGUUUGAUCUCCGAACUCACCAAGAAGACGGAGGAUGAUCUGAAUGCCAUCAUGGAGCUUCAGCAGCGGUUAGAUGAGAGUAAAGAAGAAUUACAGCAGUUUCGAGUUCAACUGGAAAACGUGGACAGUUUAGUUGCAAAUGUGCUAAAAGGAGACGAGGCAGAGUUGAUUUUCAGGCAAGAAACAGACAGUUUGUCCUCAGCCCCAUCGGCUGGUUGUCAAUGUAAUUAUCAGCUUGAGUCCUUACAAAACUGCUCACAGAACAACCUGCAUGUUAGUUCACUGACUCGCCAAGUGGCCCAGCUCACCAGCUCAGUCCCGAACCUCAAAACAGAAAAAGAAGAACUGAUUGUCAACAUCAAUUCUCUCAGAGAGCAACAAAGAGAAGUCACACAGUCAGUUCAAAAACAGACAGAGGAAAAACAGCAGUUAACGCGCACAGUUUGGGCACUGAAAGAACAGAAAGAUAGCAUCUUUCAGUCUCUGUCUGUUCUCAAACAAGAGAGGGAGCCGCUGAACAGGGCUGUCUGUGGACUGAAGGACGAGAGAGAUCAGCUUUUGAGGUCUGUUAGUGGCCUUAAAGAAACGAAGGAGCAGCUAACGGAGUCUUUAUCUGCUCUCCAAAGAGAUAAAGAGGCGAUAACAGAAGCACUGUCGAGUGGAAAAGAAGAGAGAGAUCGAAUCGUGCAAUCUUUGCAAGGUUUACAGACGGAGAACGACCACUUAAGUCAAACUGUGCUUCAUUUGAAAGAACAGAGAGACCAAAUAAACACUUCUCUCAAGGAUUUGACCGAGCAAAUGGAGAGAAAGCAGUUGACUCUCACUUUAACAAAAGACUACAACCACCUUUUACAGUCAGUUCGCAGUUUGAAGGAAGAACAAGGAAAAUUUGAACUUUCAGUCAGCUGCUUGAAGCGAGAGGAAAAGGAAAUAAUGCAAAAGGUCUUGGAUUUAAAAGAGGAAAGGCACAACCUGGAGAUUAUUCCAGUGCAAACAACAACUGAGCUCAAUCACAAGCAGCAACUGGUGGAUCCGCCCAGUGCCGAGGAAUGGGAGACCAGUAAUCAGAGAGAAUAUUUUACACAGAAACAAAACGACCUGAUGAGGGAGACUGACGCUUUGGGAGCAGAGUUAAAGCAAAUACAAGAGGAAGUGGACAUGAGGCAUGCAGAGAGCAAGAGGUUGCAAAGUGAACUUUCUCGGUCAGAAGCUCGGUGUGACGAGGCAGAGACAAAAGCAGCCCAAGCUGCUGAACAGGUGAUCAGAUUGACAGAGUCCAUCAAUCAGAUGGAAGACUUCAGAAAGGAAAAUGAGAGCCUUGCAGCCCAGAUAAACGAGCUGCAGAACAAACUCACUGUUCAGCUCAGGGAGAAAACUGCAGCUUUGACUCUGAAGGCCCAAACGGAGGAACAAUACAGCAUCCUCGCUGCUCAGCUCAAAGCUAAGAGCAUCGCUCUGGAGGAGCUGAACUCAGAGUACACAGCUAUGAAACGAGGACGGAGCAGCAGGGAUGAUCUGAACACCACCCUCGUCUCCCUCAGAGCCCGUUACGAUGACAUCAGAGCAAAGUAUGAUGUACUUCUGAAAAGAAAAAGCCAAACAGAUCUGGAUAUUGCUCCUUUAAAGGCCAAGCUGUCCUGCCUGGUGGUGAAGUGUCAGGAGAGAAACUGCUUGUUAGUUGAGAUGAUGAAGUCCGUGCAGAAUCAGAGCUGUCUUGACCCCAGCCUUAUUCAGCGAGUCAAGCAUCUGCUCAGAGAUGCUGCUCUUCAGGAAUAUGCUGCAACAUUCACACCAGGGAGCUACACACGGACUGGAGACUGCUGCGAUGGGCUUACACAAGAUUUUUUUUCUGUAUUUCAAGACUAUACCAGUGGAUUCAUACCUGAUGAGACCUGCCCAGUUGUAUCAAUCUGUGUGAGCAAACAAGAAACCAGAGUCCCACCUGAAUCUAAAACCCAGUACGGUGAAAGUAGAAAGCAUGUUUCAAUAAUGGCCAGUGAGACUUCAACAAAUCUUCAAGUUGGACCUGUAGCAGUUGCAACCCUGAAGAAAAACACACCUGAGCUAAUGUCUCCUGUUCCAGAGCCUGCAAGUGUCCUGGUGUCCCCUGUUGUCCCUCUGAAAGACACCAUGAGCUCCAAUAUGUCACAGCUGUCUCCUGCCAGAGGACCAUCCCAAGCAAACAGUCGACCAGAGAAAUUAGGAUUUGAGCAUUUGGACAUGAAACUAAAGUCCUCAUCGGGUCCGAGCAGUUUGGGUAAAGCUUCACAGCAUCCUACCUCUUCCUUCUCUGGCACACGAGUCGGUCCGGGCCGGAGGCUAAGUAGUCCUGAGAAGAUUAUCAACCUGCAUGAACAACUGCAGAAGACUCUGAUGAGCAGCUUUCAGGCACCAGAGAGCAGAGGAAGAGAACAGGAGCCCAGGAAGAGUCUUUCAGACCUAAACUCUCCCAGCACGACGUUCAGUUUUCACCACGCUCACUCUCUCCCAGUUUCACCUAAACAUGCGCCAUUAGAAACCACUAAACCCGACAGCUCUGGAAAAUCAACAACACUUUUCGACGCCGUCAUAUCUCGAUCUGCUGACGUUAAAUUAAGUCCCAGCGUGUAUACGAAGCAUCGCCUUACACCAACCACUUUGAGUUCCCCUGACUUGACUCCCAGCAAAGAUGAGUCUGUUUUAACUGGGGGCACUAACCCAACAAUAAACGUAAACCAGACAAAGAAAAUCUCUGCCGUUCUUGACAGAGCUGAUGCUGCACAUACAGCAUCUUCUCUAAUUCCUUUGACGUUUGAUGUCUCCGAUCCAAAAAGCACUCCUUCAGAUGUUACUCCCUCUAACAGACCAACUGCCUCCCAGUUUACCUGCUACAUUACCUCUGACAUGGACAGUACUGCCUUCACUCAUCCUAGCUUUACGCCCUGCUCUCAGUCUGCCCAUUCCUCUCCAACAAGAUCCAUAAAGUCCACCACAGAGUCCACUGCUGCUCCAGUAAAGACUUCAAGACUCAAACCAGAAGCUCCAGCUGAGGUUUGCUCUGUUGAAGUAAUUAAAACGGUGGGUCAAAGCAGCCUCCUGAUUGGCUGGGAGAGGCCGCUGCUUGACGAGCUAGGCUGCAGUAACGGCACAUUUAUGUAUGGCUACAGGGUUUUGGUAAACGGAGAGUUCCACAAAUCUGUCAUGAGCUCAGCAUGCACCAAGUGUAUCCUGGAAAACAUCGACCUGAGUGUCCCUGUUCACAUCAUCGUCCAGACUCUGGGCUCUAAUGGUCUCCGAUCAAACGGUGUCCAAAUUGUUCACAACACCUCAAACAGAACGGAGCAGAACUGAUUCAGGUGUCUAGAUUAGAACAACCCUCACAGUGGGACUGAUCAUCAGUUCACAGCCAUCCCUGGCUGCAGAGGAAGCAUUCUCACCUCCACCUCUGACGGGACGCAGCCACACUGCAGAAAGAGCGCACCAUGUGAGACUCGGGCCAACCAAUCAGAAAAACUCAUCUCGUAUGGUUUUUACGUUGGCGGUGAACAUACAGCUGGACCCUAAACUUCAAAUCAGCCCCCGAAGAUGUCAAUCAAAAUACUGUUCUGUCUGCUGUCAAACUCAAUCUGCACGUGAAACUUUUCGAUUUUUCCACGUCGAAACAACGUGUUUCCCCUGCAGGACCUUUUGAAAACAUCAAGCAGGAGACGAGAGAUCUUUAAUAAGCCAAUAAGUCGCUUCUUUAAAACACUUUUACCGACGAUAUUUAAAUAAGACCUGAAAAUCCUGGAGAGAUUUCUGUAUCUGCUGCACACCUUUACACUGUGUGAAACACUGAGGAUCAUAUUUAUUUAUCAAAGAGCCUCGCUGCUGCCUCACUGGACAACGUGAACAAUCGACCCGGUAAAGCCUUUUGGACAGAAACACACUGAAAAACGUGCUGAAGAGACUUUAUACUCAGAGGUCAUUGUACUUGAUUUGUUUUUAUACAUGAAGCCAAAUACGUGAACAGAUUAUUUACUCCAAAGACUUAUUUUUGUCUUGUAAAAGAUCAGCGAGGUUUAUUUAAAUACACAUUUAAGUUGUACAAUUUGCACACAAUAAUUAGAUAUGAGAAGAAACUUUAACAAGAUUACCACCGAUAUUUUUUGUAGAGAAUGUCGUAAACAAAUUGCCAAUAUACUUUACC
Molecule: messenger RNA, 8637 nt
Organism: Nematolebias whitei (Rio pearlfish)
Lineage: Eukaryota; Metazoa; Chordata; Actinopteri; Cyprinodontiformes; Rivulidae
Product: golgin subfamily A member 4
Exons: 40
Coding region: 180-7799 (2539 amino acids)
Molecular function (GO): GABA receptor binding; microtubule binding; kinase binding
Source: RefSeq, a predicted model, not a curated record